AAACCUGCACACAGAGAUGUUGCGUCCAGCUUGCACCAUAUGCUCUGAAUACUCCUCCUGUAAAUGAGUGGCAUCGCCCUUUAAACUAAACCAUCCAGUAACAAUCGCUUCGGCCUGGCUGGCAACGCGGUGGACCGACUGGCGGAGAUUAGGGAGGUGCUGCCAGUGUAAUAACAAGGUAGAAACGAUGAAAACUCAUCUUUUCAGAAAACGUCAGUGUCCGCAGUCGUGUUGUAGCUAACAUUCAUUGUACUGUAAGCUGACGCCGCGUCCAGCCACGAGCAGCGGCUGCUGCCUUGUUAUGUAGCUGACCUAACGUUAGCUAACGAGCGUUAGCAUGACAGCAUAUAAGCCGAGAGCAGAGAGACAUGCAGCUGUUUGGUGUCGAGUGACAGCUCAGCGAAGUUAACCCACCUUGCCCUUCCGGCAAGCUAACGUACUAACGUUUAGUGUGUUAACGGUUACAAAGCCGCCCUGCUGUGCGACAGAAAGAGCCGUUAAUUCAAAGCCGCCGUCCAACGCCACACGGUGCGAGCUUGUGUUUGGGAACAACAGUUUGAUUUGUCAGGCUUUCCCUCUGCUCCGGUGCCUGUCAAGAGAAUCACAAGAUCUCCUCGGGCAAUUAGAGAGAACAAUGAUACGAACAUGAUCAGCGCCGAUGGCCUCUCUAAAUGCGAGGCGACUCUCCAAAACAGAGGCAGGAGGAGGCCACCCGCAGAGAUGCUCCAUCUGCUGUCAGCUGUCAUUGUUUGGCUGGUGACGGGAACCACCAUCUCCAGCCUCAACAAAUGGAUAUUUGCUGUUUACAACUUCAGGUAUCCUCUGCUGCUGUCAGCGCUGCACAUGCUGACAGCCAUAGUGGUGGACUAUGGGCUGAUCAAGCUGCGGGUGGUCCGUCACAGAGGGGUUGGAGAGCAGGACCUGACCCCCAACGCAAAAUGUAAGGUGUUCCUGUUGAGUCUGACAUUUUGUGCCAGUAUCGCCUUCGGGAACAUGGGUCUGAACUAUGUCCAGUUGUCAUUUGCACAAAUGAUCUACACUACCACUCCGCUCUUUACUCUGGCCAUCUCCUCUCUGAUCCUGGGCAAGCAGCAUCACUUCCUCAAAUACACAGCCAUGAUGCCCAUCUGCCUGGGAGCCUCCUUUAGCAUCAUGGGAGAGGUCCAGUUCGAUCAGACCGGCUGCUUCUUUGUGUUUGCAGCGACCAUGUUGAGGGGAGUCAAGUCCAUUCAGCAGAGCAUCUUACUCCAGGAGGAGAAAAUCAACUCUGUGUUCCUGCUCUACCUGAUGUCCAUUCCUAGCUUCUGCAUCUUGGCCGUGGCAGCUCUGGCCUUGGAAAACUGGGCUGUGCUGGAGUCGCCGCUGCAUUACGACUGCCACCUGUGGGUCUUUAUCUUGCUCAGCUGCCUGGGCUCAGUCAUGUACAACUUGGCCAGCUGCUGCGUCAUCACACUCACCUCUGCCGUCACUCUGCACAUCCUCGGCAACCUGAGUGUGGUGGGAAACCUGCUGUUGUCUCAGCUGCUUUUCGGCAGCGAGCUAUCCGCCCUCAGCUGUGCCGGCGCGGUGCUGACAUUGUCUGGCAUGCUCAUCUAUCAGAACUCAGAGUUUAUCGUCAGCUACAUGGACGCACGGAAGGCCAAAGCUAAAAAGUCCAGAGAGGUGGAUUUUCACACUGUAAGUGGAGAGGACUUGGACACAGGUAGUGCAUCUGAACCAACAUAUCAUCAGCAGAGAACAGACGGGAAACAGGAAGACAAAAUGGACUGAACUGACAAGAUGAAGGAGAGAAUAAAAUGUUGAAGGAUAAAGUGGGAGUUCUGUGUCUUUAAGAGGGAGUGUGACCUUUUAAGGCCAUCGUCACUGAUGAUGUUUUCUUCCCCACUGUGCCAAUUUAUUUCUCCUCUGGUCACACAGAAAUGGAGUCUGAAGACAGGAAAAGGUGGCCUUUAUUUAUCACAGUGAUGGUUAAAUUCUCUCCUUCAUCUGUAAAUCACUCAUAAUAGCCUAUAGCGGUAUAUGCAUGCAUGUGCACACUAAACUGUUUGAUACCUCAUGAGGUAUUCACACUGUCACUCAUACUACUCCACUGUGAAAAUGUGCUCUUUUACAGAGGGCUCUAAUCGAUAUUUUGGGUGGCUGUUGUGGAUAUAGCAGGCCACAUGUGAAACUGAGGUGAGGCGGGGCUGAGAGAACACUCCCCCUCAUAUCUGAACUGGCACAAUUUGUAAUAAAAAUGUAUAUUAAUAGUACUGUUACCUGACAUUCACCCGGCCCUGUCAUGGUAGGGGACUGGGGUUUUUGGCAGCUUUUUUUGUUGUUCGUAUGUGAAGCAGGGAGCUUGGUAUAAGGACACUAAAACUUUUUUUAGAGGCAGAAGUUAUAGUGAUGGACAAAGCCAACAUUUCUGUGCAAUGAGAUGCCUCUUUUCCUCUACUGAAGCACAUUUUAAUAAGAGGCCUGAACGCUGUGUUUUGUCCUCUCCUGUAAACCUCUGGCUUCCCACUUAAGGCCUAGAUUUUAUUCUCAUACCAUUUUUAAAAGAUUGUCUCUGUAGAAUUAGUUCAGUUAUUUCCAUCUUUUACAACAGCACGCUCGCUGCAGCAGUCCUCGAUAAUUAGGUUCAUGAGGUCUCUAAGGAGUGUCACUCAACUUUAUCAGUCUUUUCCCUGCGGAAGAGAUGAGGAAAAUGAAGAUUGAGCUGUCCUUUAAGGUCGCUUCUUAAAUCUAACCUGUGUCAUUUGUUAGGUUGAAUUUUUCCCUUUUUGUGGGUGACAUUUUAAAAAAGAGAAGUUCCAUUUUUUUGUAUGUAUGUGGAAAAAGAUAUUUAUUUUUGAAUGGCCAUAGCAAUCACUUGCUUUGUAACGCUGUAGAUUUUGGUCCUGAAGUAUCUUGCCUACAUGUAAUAUUAGACGGCACUAAUGUCUCCUGUCUUCUCUCUUUAGGGAAAAGUCAGGUAUAUUAGGCAGAAGACUGCAUGCCGUUGAAAGCAUCUUAAAAGAUCUGGGAUGCCUGAUAGGUACAUUCCCUCCUACAUGUAGGGCAUGUCAAAAGUUUAUUUUGAAAGUGUUCUUAGUCCACUGUGUGAAAAUCAAAGACCGUAUAAAAGUAGUGGACGUAGCCACUGUGACUUCACCCAUUUGUUUGUGGACUACUGUUUUGAAGCCUCGAGUUUGAUAUUUUGGCGGUUGCCAUCUUGAUUGUUUGUUGUUUUUUUUGGGUGGGGGUGGGGGUGGGGGUGGCGCCAAAAGUUACCAUAUUUUGAUGAGAGGGUGGAACUGGGGAGGAGCUAGGUGUGGAGCUGAAGUUAUCAGCUAACAAUAGUGCUAGCUAGCUUGUUUAGCCAGGUGCAUCUGUAAUUCACAUCUUCAAAACUGUCAUGUUAAUGGGACACUAAUUUUAGCUAGCAACAGGUCAAUGUGGUAGUGAUAUGUCAAUCACAAGGUAUCCAUUCUCUAAAGCAUACCUUACUUUUUCAUCCAUUUCACUCUAAAUGGGACCAUAUUUUAAAAAAUGAACAUUGUGCUGUAUUGAAGAAGACUUGAAACUAGUGAUUGAGACCAUGAAUUCAUUAGGAAGGUGUUUACUGAGGUAAUAAAUCAAGUGAGAUCAUUUUCUCAGUCACUUCUUUACAAUACUCCUUUUUGUUGCAUCCAGUGGAGUCGCCCCCUGCUGGCCAUUAGGAAGAAUGCAGGUUUAAGGCACUUUAUACUGGCUUCACUUUUCAGACCCAGAGGCUACAUCCACUUCUUUUGUACAGUCUAUGGUGGUAAUACUGGUUCUGUCAGUGACUAGACAUGCUAACGUCCUGUUUUGAGCUCUCACAAAACAACAAAUAACAGAAGAAGUUUUCCGAACAGCCGCCAUGUUUUCUGUAUACAGUAUUUUGCCGUAAUGAUAACUGCUGACAGGAUUGUAUGUUGAAAGGUUUUACUAAAUGUAUCACUGAUAACAUUUCAAGGUGCCAUUGAUAAAAUUACACUGUCCUGAGCAUCAUAUCAUGUGAUCCUUGAUGCUUUUCAAAAUAUCCCAAGAAAGAAAUGAACCAGUUUGCUUUGUUUUAAAAUUUCAAAACACUAACUGGUGUUGUCAGCAAUUCUCAAUUACAAGUUUAAAGAGAAUGUACAGCAGAUCAUUUCAUUGGUUUUACCUUAUUGAUUACCUCAGCUGUUAAAUAGGACUUGUUAUGCCCUUGUGGUCAUUGAUUACUAACUUUUUGGACUGAGAUCAAGGAGCUUUUCAAUACCCAGAAUAGAACUGCAGCAUGUGUAUGAUGGAUUUUAUUGUGGUCAAUAAAGAAGACAUCUGAUCACAGAUGUCAACAUAUGCUAAAAUAGAACCGCCUCAGCCGUCAUUGUUUUGGUUUUGUAACCUCAGUUUGGAAGGUUUGGCUGCUCAUGUUGGGUAGAUGAUGAGCGUGGGGCAACAGACAAUGUGUACAUAUUGGUUUGGAUUGUUUGCAAAGCUACUUUGGUUGUAAAUAGUUAUUUUAUUAUAUUUAUGUAUUUUCUAGUCAUGUUAAUGUUUUAAACUGUACUGGUUAAAGAAUGAAACGUUUGCCUCAUGCCUUAUUUGGACAUUAUGUAGAUAAGAAAGGAUUGAUGAUUUUUAUUUGUUGUUUUGGUCAAAUUGUUUGUUUAAUACUUUGAAUGAAUGCCAACAGCAGCCACGCUUGCUUCUGUUUAGGGGCAAAGAUGUGGGUGAUUCAUAAAAACAUGAUCUGCAAUUGCUUGAAUAAAAAUAAAUGGGCUGGUACAAUAAUAAACAAUAAAGAAACCAACCCCCUUA
Micropterus dolomieu (smallmouth bass) is the source of this 4788-nucleotide messenger RNA. It is a transcript of the gene slc35e4, whose product is annotated as solute carrier family 35 member E4. The record is from RefSeq and is a predicted model, not a curated record. Gene Ontology annotation, molecular function: antiporter activity. Bases 646 to 1770 code for a protein of 374 amino acids. Gene Ontology annotation, cellular component: Golgi apparatus. NCBI's taxonomy places the organism in Eukaryota, Metazoa, Chordata, Actinopteri, Centrarchiformes, Centrarchidae. The transcript is spliced from 3 exons.